AUGUACAGUCUCCUUUCAAGUCUUCUGGCCCGAGAUGUUGAUCGGCGUUUGGGUUGCAUGGGUCGGGGUUCCUUUGAAGUGCGGGAGCAUGAGUUUUUCACGGGUAUAGAUUGGCAGCUGGUCUACCAUCGCAAAUACACCCCUCCACUUAUCCCUCCACGUGGAGAGGUCAACGCGGCAGAUGCAUUCGACAUUGGAUCCUUUGAUGAAGAGGAUACGAAGUAUAUCAAGUUAACGGAAAGUGAUUUGGAACCCUACAAGGAUUUCCCUCUGGUAGUAUCCGAACGUUGGCAACUGGAGAUUGCAGAGACAGUCUUUGACGUAGUGAAUCAGGAGACUGAUCGAAUGGAAAAUAAGCGCCGGUCCAAACAAUCACAAUCACAGCAAUCUCAAUCUUCCUCCAGUUCUUCAGCCAACACUUCCAGUACUUUGCUGACUCCACCACACGUUCCUUCUUCCUCUUCUUCGAAUAACCACAAGAGUUCGGAGAGCACGGGUGGCGAGUCCUCUGUGGACUCGUUAAAUUCAGACUGCAUCGUUGAGGGUGAUAUUCUCAAAUUGGUUGGACCCUUCUUUCAAACCUGGCAGCGAAAAUUCCUUCGACUCUUUCCCAAUAGGCUGGAGAUGUAUAGCAAGUCGAGAGAUGGCACUGUGGUGAAGAAAGGCGUUGAGCUUAUAUCCAUGGUGGAUAUUCGAGAAAUCUCGCCAACUUUCCAAAGAAUGUAUAAAAUGGAUAACUGCUUAACAAUUGUGCUAAAGAAUGACUCCAAGAUCGUCAUCACGUCAAGUGAUAAGAUUUUAAUCAACCAAUGGAAGGAAGAAAUAGAGGAGGCCUUCCAAAUUUCCAACGAGCUGAUUUCAAAUCUAAAUAAGAAGGCUCAUAAAGUUUACGGAGCUGAUUCGCCUCCACUUCAGCCUUCAACUCCCGAUCAGAUCGCAAUAGGUCGUACACCCACAAAGAGUGGUGGCUCUAGUACAGAGUCCUCCAGCUGUCAAGGCCUUGUGCGACAGACUACCGUCCCUGUAACGACCUUACAAAAAUCUCUCACGAAGCUCUACUCCAUCACAGCAACAAGUUCGACAAGCAGUGGGAUGACAGUCACCUUCGAUAAAUCCCCUGCACGAUCACAGACAGCUGAACCAAUCACUGAGAAGGAAGCUGAUAGUGAUGCCUGUCAAUCAUUAACAAGAGGCCAAUCUUUUUCCAGUUCAUCUGAAACCCUUUCCAACCUUUGCUCAAAUGCUUCGUGCUCCUAUCCUUUCGAAUCCUAUGAUGGCUUAUUGAGUUCUCUUCAACAAUCAUCUGCAGUGAAUUGUGUCUUCGAUUCUUCCCUAGAAUUAAAUCUGGACUUUUUAGAACUACCAGAAUCGGAUGGCAGUUCUACCAAUGUCCAGAAUUCAAGAACACUUGAGCAGUCAAGUUCAUGUGUAAAUAAUGUAAAUACCAAACCUUCUAUAUCACAGCAUCAAGGACAAAAACCUUGCGCCGUUCUGCCAAGGUACCUUAUAGAAUCAAAUAAUGAUGCUGGUUUGACUCCUCGUGAAUUUUCUCACAGUCCAGACAGUGAUAGUGGAAUUAGUACAACUUCUGCGAUGUCGAAUCUCAGUUACAAAGAAGUACUAACCUUACGAGCCCAAAAGUCAAAAAAUGUAAAUUCCGUCGCAAGGCCUGUUCGUCCAGUCUCGCUGCUUGAGCGAAAGCAUUCUGCUAACACAGAGAACAUACUCCAUGAAAGUUGUUCAAGCAACUCGAUCGAGACCCACUUUGGAAAGCAAAAGAGUAUGAAAGAGCGAAUUGCUGAAGUUACUGAAAGAUUAUCUGCACCUCUUGAACGUCGCAGGAGAAAUUCAAUCCCUCAUUCUCCCAUUCAAAGUAAAACACGCAAUGGAACAAUUCAGAAACAACGACAAUCGUCACUUCCAAGACGGAGGGUGAAAUUACCGACUUCGAUGAUUGUUGCACCACCAGGACAACGAUUUGAACCCCUUUCUCCUGAGGUUAGUAUUAAAAAUUACAAAUAG
Rodentolepis nana is the source of this 2022-nucleotide messenger RNA. The record is from the annotation of a GenBank genome assembly. NCBI's taxonomy places the organism in Eukaryota, Metazoa, Platyhelminthes, Cestoda, Cyclophyllidea, Hymenolepididae.